Molecule: messenger RNA, 666 nt
Organism: Effrenium voratum
Lineage: Eukaryota; Dinophyceae; Suessiales; Symbiodiniaceae
Source: the annotation of a GenBank genome assembly
AUGGUCCUUGAUUUGUGGGGUUUGGGCCAUGAAGCGGCCGGAUGGCUGGCACACCUGCCGCUGGCAGGCAAGUUGUCCUGCCUGCACGGCGUGAAGAUGGGCUCUGUGGCCACAUCCGCAUUGGGCCGCGGCAUGGACGCGCCCCUGGCGGCGAAGCUGGCCGCCUCCAAAAUUGGCGCCGGCGCCGCGGGAACUUGUGCGGGAGCACCUUCCGCCUGGGGCCCGCCCAUGUGGAAGAGCUUGCACUGCAUGGCACACGGCAUGCCGGACACGCUGGCGCCAGAGCAGCAGCGGAGCUUUGAGGAGAUGAUGAACUCCUUGCCCAAGGUGCUACCAUGCAGCAGCUGUGGGGACCAUCUCCGGCAGCACCUCCAGGAUGACCCGGUGGCGCCCCAUCUGGGCACCCGCGACGACUUGGAGCACUGGCUUGUCCGCCUUCACAACACGGUGAACUCGGACACCGGGAAGGCGCCCGUACCGGAGGCGGAGGCCAUGGCCGGCAUCCAGAAGAUGUGCGCGUGCGACAAUGCUCAGGAGACCUUGCCGACGGCGGCCACCGCCACUAUGGCCUCGAUGCAGCCCCUGGCGUUCCUCAGGCCUUGCCUUGGCCGCGAGAAAUCCCAGGUGGCGGUUGCGAGGCCUGAGAGCUGGCGCGACUUCGUGUAA